GCUUCAACAUCCAUGGAAACGGGGACACUCGUACGGCACUGCCUGCGCCUGCGGCUUGCAACGUAAUAGAAAUAACACGAAAACUCAUAGUCAACUGAAGGGGAAACCCAGGUAACUUCGAGAAACAAAGGAGCCUGCUGCAUCUUCUUCAUCGUUUUCCUUUGGCAGAUUCUGAAGACCGAACAUGGCGGGAGGGAAUUUCAUGCACAGAGUUAUAUCUUAUGUCGUCAAUGAGCUUGUCGUUGAUAGACUUGCAAACAGUCAUGCAUUCCAGAGAUUUGCUGUGAGGACAUCAAAGAAGAUAGAGGAUAUCUCCAGUAUCGCUGCGAAGAAGAGGGAAGAACUUGCUGAACAAAUGAAAGAAAUCUCGAAGAACAUGGAGGUCAGAUGCAAUUGUUUAAGUUGAUACUAUAUAUGGUUUUACCUUUUGUGAGUGUUUUAUUGUUUCUAAACAGCAUAUU
Hibiscus syriacus is the source of this 461-nucleotide messenger RNA. RefSeq lists its product as uncharacterized. NCBI's taxonomy places the organism in Eukaryota, Viridiplantae, Streptophyta, Magnoliopsida, Malvales, Malvaceae. The coding region runs from base 185 to 406 and encodes 73 amino acids. The transcript has 4 exons. The record is from RefSeq and is a predicted model, not a curated record.